UAUUUCCAUUUUGGGUGCAGCCUAUAAACUAAAAUAAAACCUGGGCACUGGCAGUGACCUCUGGGUUUUGUGUGAAGUGCUCCAGGUAUUUGACAGCUACAUCUAGUGGCCUGGUGCGUCCUCGUGUUUGUGCUCCGAGCUCACAGGUGUGUUAUUAUUUAUGAAUCUCAGUGUGAGGACGCACCUGCUCCAGCUGGUGGCACAUAUAAAAUGAAUUCACUUCAAUAUUUAACCCGAGGGCUUGAAAUGAGAUCCUUAGCUACAUCUCUUUCAUCAAUUCGAGUACUUUUUCCUGAUUAUUUUGAUCAUUAUUUUUCUCCCAGUACCUUGUGAUCGGGUUGGGGUGUUUUUUUUUUUUUGUUUUUUGUUGGGUUGUUCAAAAAUUCACCAGAAUUACGACCCUCUGCGAGGAAGAAGGAAGGGGAAGUUCGCGCAGACCGAGGGGGGUUUUGACGGCAGCCCGUCCCAGCUGUGCAGCGCACAUAAGCCGCAGCGGCGUCUCCGUCCUCCAGAGGUGACGCCGGAGUCGGGCGAGACGAGCGGACGCCGCCGAGCGCAGCCCCUGUCAUGCGUCAGGCGCACGGGUCCGAAGUAGCGACAGACGUUUCGCACUUGGCGUCGACGAGCCGUUUCCGCGCACAUGGAGUACUGGAGGCAAUGUGCGCUGUGGCUGAUCGGCUGCAACGUGCUGCCCGCGAACCACCGCGUGACUGCGGACACGGCGCAGGUGUUCGACUUGGCGCAAACCCUGCGGGACGGGGUGCUGCUGUGCCAGCUGCUCAACAACCUGAGACCUCACACCAUCAACCUGAAGGAGAUCAACCUCCGGCCACAGAUGUCCCAGUUCCUGUGCCUGAAGAACAUCCGGACCUUCCUGUCGUCCUGCUGCGAGGUGUUCGGGAUGAAGAAGAGCGACUUAUUUGAAUCCUUUGAUCUGUUUGACGUUCGUGACUUUGGGAAGGUCAUGGACACCCUGUCCAAACUCUCGUACACGACCAUCGCACAGCAGGGGGGCUUCAGACCGUUUCCCACAGAGGAGAGCGUAAAAGAUGAAGACAUUUACAACAACCUGGAGGACCUGAUUGACGAGCAGGCGGCCGACGGCGAGGACGACCUGUACGCGGCCGUCUAUGGGAUGGAGGACGACUACGCCGGCGGAGAGAUCUACGAGGACCUGAUGAGGACGGAGCUGCAGCCCCCACUGAAGCAGGCAGAGGUGGACGUUCGGAGCUGCUGCCUCACAGAGAUCAAACAGACGGAGGAGAAGUACACGGAGACGCUGGAGUCCAUCGAGAAGUAUUUCCUGAACCCCCUGAGGAUGUUCUUCUCCGCGGCAGAAAUUGACAAAGUUUUUGUUAAUAUCUCAGAUUUGGUUAAAGUUCACAAAAACCUGAUGGUUGAUGUUCAGGACUCCAUCCUGAACAGAAACGCCUUAAAUCUCUACCAGAUCUUUAUUAACUACAAGGAGAGACUGCUGAUUUAUGGGAUUUACUGCAGUCGGGUCGAGAUCGCCAUCGCUGUGUUAGAUCUCAUUUGCAAAGAGAAGGAGGACGUUCGCCUGAAGCUGGAGGAGUGCUCCAAACGGGCCAACAACGGCAAGUUCACGCUCCGGGAUCUGCUGGUUGUACCGAUGCAGAGAGUCCUCAAGUACCAUCUCCUGCUUCAGGAGCUAGUGAAACACACCCAUGAUGCUUCUGACAAGAGCAACUUGAAGAUCGCUCUCGACGCAAUGAAAGACCUGGCUCAGUAUGUCAACGAGGUGAAGAGAGAUAAUGAGACUCUCAGGGAGAUUGAUCAGUACCAGAGAUCGAUUGAAAACCUGAAUCAACCUUUAAUCACCUUUGGGCGACCGAAGGGAGACGGAGAAGUGCGCAUCAUAUCCAGCGUCGACAAGAGGAAGCAGGACAGACACAUCUUCCUGUUCGACGUGGCUGUGAUUGUCUGCAAGCGGCGCGGAGACAACUACGAGAUGAAGGACAUACUGGACCUCAACUACUUCAAGAUCACCAACAACCCCACCUCCGACAGAGACGCCAAGAAGUGGUGCUACGGUUUCUACGUGACCCACCAGCAGGGCUAUGCCGGCUUUGAACUCUUCUUCAAGACCAGAGAGCUGAAGAAGAAAUGGCUGGAUCAGUUCGAAAUGGCCAUAUCAAAUAUUCGUCCUGAAACAGCCAACCACAACUCCCACCAGUUCAAGAUGCACACGUUUGAAAGGAUCACGUCCUGCAGCUUCUGUCACUUCCUGCUCAGGGGCAUCUUCAACCAGGGCUACCUCUGUCUGAAAUGUGGUCUGGGGGCUCAUAAGGAGUGCCUGGGUCGCCUGGGAGUCUGCGGGAGAACAGAUCCUGCCAAGCCGAAGCCCAAGCAACAGGAAAGCGGUGCGGCUCCAGACCCAGGUUUGCCCAAGGUGGUGGCGAUCAGAGACUGCGGCGGCGACGCCUGCCCCCACGGACCCCCGCUGAGCAUCCGUGCGGGCGACGUCAUCGAGCUGAUGUUCGCCGACGUGGAGAGCUCCUGGUGGCAGGGCAAAGUCCUGGCGACAAGCAAGACUGGCUUCUUUCCAAGUGACGCUGUGAGGCCUUGCCCAUGUGUUCCAAAGCCGGUUGAUUACUCUGCCCAUCUCUGGUUCGCGGGACCGAUGGAGAGAGUCCAGGCUGAGGUGGAGCUCCAGGACCGGGGGAACAGCACCUACCUGGUUCGACACAGGAGCAAAGAGUGCUCCGAAUACGCCAUCAGUAUAAAGUUCAACGAUAAAGUGAGGCACAUUAAAAUUCUGACCAAGGACGGCUGCUUUUACAUCGCAGAGGCCCGGCUCUUCAAGACGGUGCUGGUAAAGGUUUUAACUUUGUCUGUGUGCUGUUGUGUUCCAUUUAGAUCCACCGCUUUCCCCCUCCAUUCGUGUGGUUCUGUUGCUGCUGCUAACGUUAUGCUUCCAGGACUCAGACUUCAUGUGAAGAUGGAAAAUUGCGCUUCGCUGCUGCUCAGACUCGUGGUCGUGUCGAGCUUCCCCCUCAGCAGCCUCCCCACACGCCUUCGCUUUCAUCCCUGUGCAUUUGGACAAGAUGCCGUCCAGAGUUACCCCGACUCACUGAUGUCUCAGGGUCUCUCUUUGCUUUAUUGUGAUUGUUUUACACAGGACUUAGUGGAGUACUACAAGCAGCACUCUCUGAAGGAGGGUUUCAGCAGUCUUGACACCACUCUGCAGGUCCCCUAUAGGGAACUGUCCAAUGGAAACAUGCCCAGGGCUAUUACCAAGGCUGGCAGCGUUCCUCCUGGCGGCUGCAGCUUUGUUCCUCCCUCUUCCUCGCCUUUCUGGUCAGUGUUUUCUCCCAGGGUGGUGGGCGUCGCCGUGGCGCGCUACGACUUCUGCUCCAGGGACACGCGGGAGCUGUCGCUGCUGCAGGGAGACGUGGUGCGCAUCCACACCAGGAUGUCCAGCGGGUGGUGGAAGGGAGAGGUCGGCGGCAGGGUGGGCUGGUUUCCCUCUACCUACGUGGAGGAGGAGGACUGACUGACGCCUACUCGACGCCGGCCGCCUCCACCGAGCUCCUCGUCGGCGCUCUCUGAUAAAACCCGGAGACCUGGACUUGAGAGGGAGCGACGGAGCCCCGAGGAACCUUCUCCCGCCCUCCGACAGGCGCCGGCGCGGAGCAGAUGUCAAAAUCACCGAUUCCGGGAGCGUCGCGGGCGCAUCUCGCCUCUGCGCAGCCCCGUCUGCCCCCGCGGCCGCCGGGAAGGGCAUGUGCUGUUCCCAGAUAACCCCCCCCACCCCCCCCGCUCCUCAGCCAGUCACCUUGUCUUAUUAUUGAUAGCUCCAUCGGCCGGCGGGAGACUCGCCUUCACUGUCAUCAUGUCUCCGUAGCAGGAAGUCUCAGUCACGCGGCUGGAACGCAGGUCCUGCUGACAGGUGGCCCAUUGAAAUGCAGGACACGGGGAGCUUCCAUCGCUGUUGGGACUUUUGUGGUGAACUUUUUGUCUUGGAUUCAUUCUUCUUAUUGUUUUUAUGAUUAUCAUGAUUUUGGAAUACUUCUUUUUUAAAGUUUUAAUUUGCUGGACUUGAUAUGUAAAUGACAUGUGAUACUAGGAGAGCUGUCCUUCACAUUUGAUGGUGAUUCUUCAUGACCAGUGUUUAUUUAAGAGUGUCACCUCAUCCUCCAUUGAUUAAAAAAUAAAGAACCCACGUUCUUUUACUGCC
Betta splendens (Siamese fighting fish) is the source of this 4198-nucleotide messenger RNA. Its product is annotated as guanine nucleotide exchange factor VAV3-like. Gene Ontology annotation, molecular function: guanyl-nucleotide exchange factor activity; protein binding. Bases 641 to 3514 code for a protein of 957 amino acids. The record is from RefSeq and is a predicted model, not a curated record. Lineage: Eukaryota; Metazoa; Chordata; Actinopteri; Anabantiformes; Osphronemidae. Gene Ontology annotation, cellular component: plasma membrane; cytoplasm. Gene Ontology annotation, biological process: regulation of GTPase activity; cell migration; intracellular signal transduction. The transcript is spliced from 27 exons.